Messenger RNA from Erinaceus europaeus (western European hedgehog), 4140 nucleotides. It is a transcript of the gene MARCHF1, whose product is annotated as membrane associated ring-CH-type finger 1. Lineage: Eukaryota; Metazoa; Chordata; Mammalia; Eulipotyphla; Erinaceidae. Gene Ontology annotation, cellular component: cytoplasm; late endosome membrane; early endosome membrane. The record is from RefSeq and is a predicted model, not a curated record. Gene Ontology annotation, molecular function: ubiquitin protein ligase activity; zinc ion binding; MHC protein binding. The transcript has 13 exons. Gene Ontology annotation, biological process: protein polyubiquitination; immune response; antigen processing and presentation of peptide antigen via MHC class II. The coding region runs from base 714 to 2348 and encodes 544 amino acids.
CAGAGCCCCACAGCCAGCCACAGGCUGCGCGAAUGCGAGCUGGGAAGGAGCGCUUCGCCCGCAACUGACAAAGGAUGGGAGGAUGCCUGAGCUUCGGGAGGCUGGGAGCGCGCAGCCCUGCGGUCCCCUGAGCGCUUUUGCCCUCCAUGGGUUUUCAUGUGUGGUGGCCAAGGAGCUUGAACCUGUGUUCUUCAGCAUGGUGGAGUAUGCACUCUUAUCUGAGCACUGUUCAGCUCUGGUUUAUGGUGGUGCAGGGGAUUGAACCUGGAACUUUGGAGCCUCAGGAAAUGCACUCAAGAAGAGUUUUGAGAGAACAUCCUUAAUUGUCCUGCUGCGAUUAGACAAAGCACUCCAGUUAUUUUGACAAAGAGAAAAAGAGAGAGGAAGAAAAUAAGGUGGGAGAGAAAAAGAGGUACAGUUAAGCACUGUUUCAUCACUUGUGAAGCUUCCUCCUGCAGAAUUGAGCUGGGCAAAGCAAGGAUAUGAACAAUUGUGCAGGUGGGCAAGGAUAUGAACAAUUGUGCAGGUGAGAUAAAGCAUCCAAUCAGGGAUUGGCAACCUGCAACCCUGCCAAUAUGCCCCUCCAGCAGAUUUCCAUAAUCCCAGCACGGGAGACUGCCAGCAAUGGGAGAAGUUCAAUGGGCAGAAACAAAGAGAAGAACAAGGAAGUUGAGAAUUUCAGAAAUUGAAAAGGGCUAAGAGGAAGGAGAAAAAUGCUGGGCUGGUGUGAAGCGAUAGCCCGUAACCCUCACAGAAUCCCAAACAACACGCGAACACCAGAGGUCUCAGGGGACUUGACUGAUGUCUCACAAACCUCCACAUUGAAUGACAAAUCUCCAGGGAGGUCUGCCAGUCGAUCAAGUAAUAUUUCAAAAGCAAGCAGUCCAACAACAGGGACAGCUCCCAGGAGUCAAUCAAGGUUAUCUGUCUGUCCAUCUACUCAAGACAUCUGCAGACCUGCCAUCUUGCAUGAUAUGUCAGAAGACACAUAUGAGCAAUGCACCCCUGUCAUAGUGCUGAGCCCUACUAGAAAGGAAUCUGGUAAGAAAUCAGUAAGACAAAGGACUAGGAGGAGGCGAAGGGCCUCUGAGAGAUAUGAACAUGCAGAAGAACAAAUGAAAGGAAGAAGGAAUGAUUUUCACCUCCAAAUUGCAAGACCCAGAUGGAGUGACUUUGAUACAGGUUCUUCAGAUGCAUCAUCCUCAGAUGAGAAUCACUGGAUUCAAGUAAGAAAGAGAGCCCAUGUUAAAUUCCAGCUCUCUCGAAGAAAAAGGAGAAAUUAUAAUAAACCAUGUGGAAACUUGGAGGGCUCUCCCAUUGCCAAUGGAAUUGAACUGGUGAAUUUGAAAUCCAAAGGUAAACAGAAACAAGAGCGAGUAGAAUGUGAGAGCUGUUCUUUGAGUAAUCACAAAGGAAAAGACAAACAGUGCCAAGAAUGUGGUUUUCCUCUGCCAAGAGGAUCCUUGCAGAUGAAGAAAUCUUCAAGAAACCCUGAGGCAAGCCAAGAUGGAUCCCAUCACAGAGAUCUUCAACUCUUGCAUCGUCUUAAGCAAAAUGAAAUAGGCGUGAAACCAUUUUUAGCAACAGGUUCCAGCACUGAAAUGCUGGCAGCAACAGAAGGUGACAAGGAUGUGGAUGGUGCAGGGUUCCAGCUGACUAGUUCUUUUCAGACAGCACCUGCCACCUACAAUGAGGGUUCAGAUGAUUUAAAACUGUGCAGGAUAUGUCACUGCGAAGGUGAUGAAGAAAGCCCCCUCAUCACACCCUGUCGCUGCACGGGCACCCUGCGCUUUGUCCACCAGUCCUGCCUCCACCAGUGGAUCAAGAGCUCAGACACACGCUGCUGUGAGCUCUGCAAAUAUGAUUUCAUAAUGGAGACCAAGCUCAAACCCCUGAGGAAGUGGGAAAAACUACAGAUGACCACGAGCGAAAGGAGGAAAAUCUUCUGCUCCGUCACGUUCCACGUCAUCGCCAUCACCUGUGUGGUCUGGUCUUUGUAUGUGUUAAUAGAUCGGACUGCAGAAGAAAUCAAACAAGGCAACGAUAAUGGUGUCCUCGAAUGGCCGUUUUGGACAAAACUGGUUGUGGUCGCCAUCGGCUUCACAGGCGGUCUUGUCUUCAUGUAUGUACAGUGUAAAGUCUACGUUCAGUUGUGGCGCAGGCUGAAGGCCUACAACAGGGUGAUCUUUGUACAGAAUUGCCCAGACACUGCCAAAAAACUCGAGAAGAACUUCUCAUGUAAUGUGAGCACAGACAUCAAAGAUGCCGUUAUAGUGCCUGUAUUACAAACAGGUACAAAUUCACUUCCAUCUGGAGAGGGAGGCCCCCCUGAUGUUAUACCAGUGUGAUGCAAUCGACUGGGAGUUUCUUCACAGAAAAAUAUCUUUCUAGCCCACAGCCACUACAAUGACAGAAGUGAUCCUGAAUGAAUUCACUCUUUAUCUUCCCUUUCUCCUACUGGCUUGUGUUCCAUUACUUGACUCAGAAAGAGGAAAAAGAACAUACAUGACCAGGAUCUCCUGAAGCAGAGUCUAAAGUGGGAUUGCAUCUAAAGGUGAAACUGGUUUGCUAAAGGAUGAGUUCUUAAGACAAUUAAGAAUAACUGCAGCCAGGGAUGCUGUUAAGCAGUGAUGAAAGACUAAGUGAACAGAUGAUAUUCUUCAGUCUAGUAGGGGAAAAUUCAAGAACGCAGACUUGAAUGCAAUGUGGAUUUCUUCUAGGGCCUCAGUGUUAACUAGCUCAUCUGGAAUUAACACACAUACUUGAUACUGAGCUUGAAAUUGUCUGCAUUAUCCCUGUGGCACAGCAGAAGUGAACUUGGCGGAUGCAUAUUUUCAUAUUCCUAUGUUGACAGCAAACACAUUUUUAUGGCUACAGUGGAGUCCAGCUGUUUUGAUAGAUGCAUGUUUUGUAAAAGAUGCAAUACACAUUUGAAACUAUUACAACUUGGAAUUAAGUUUAAAUCAUGAACAAGAGAUUUCCAGUGGUAGUUUGGGUUUAACUGACUUUGUGAUAUGCCUACAUAAGUUGAAAUCAACUAUCAGGUCUUACAUUUACCAGUUUCUAAAACAGAGCUCUCCAGUAGAAAACUAACAUGAUCCAUGAAUUCAGGCCACAUAUGUAAAUUUAAAAUUUUCUAGUAGAUCCAUUGAAAUAGAUAGACAUGCAUAAGUAAGAUUCCUUUUGAUAAUCUAACACUAUCAUUUCAAUGCAUCAAAAUUGAGAUCUUACAUCUUUAUACAUAAACCAAUUUUUCAAAUUUCAGUAUUUCAUCCUUAUACCAUUUCUCAGUUUGAACUAAUCACUCUGAGGAGUAUAGCCCUAAAAUCACACCAAACCUCUGCUUUGUGUAGCUCUGAAAUGUUUCCACACAGAAUUGUAUUAUUAAAAAGUACACAAAUGUUAUUUUACAAAGCGCGCUAAUCAUAUCCUUAUUAAAGAGUCCAAAGUUACCAUUUUUCAAAGUUACCAAAUAGUAAAGUACAAAAAGACAAAGUGCUGAAAUUGUUUGCUACUGCAGACCAUUUGUGAGAAGGAAAAGGAAAAGAAAAAUGUUUGUUAAGUCAAAUGUGUAAGGCUUUCUUUAAUCUGUAAAGAGCUAUCAACUUGACAAAUGAGUAGUUAUGACCAAGCAUUUAAAAUGUAUUUUAAGAAGCUGACAGGAUUUCCUUGUUCAGCUGGGAAGCAAAACACACUCAACAGAUUCUGUGAUAAGUAAUAAAUUGAGUUGUUUAGGUUUGGCAGUUCAGUUGAUUAUUGUGUUCUUUGCAUAUUCAUGUAAAACUGAAGUGUGAAAGAUGUUGCAGUGAGUUAGAUUAAUCAUUAUAGGUAUAGUUGCCUGUCAAAGGAAGAUGUCUUACAUAAAAAGGGGUGAUUUAUUUUUGCUAGCUGUCAUAUUUAUUAUUGUGAAAAGGCAACAUGAUGGCCAUAAGAACCAAAGCAUGGGUAUCGCAUUGCACAAAUCUUGAGUGUCAAUUGAGAUGCACUUUGUAAUUUUCAGUGUGCUUGUUCUUCACGAAUUACCAUAGUAAAAAGGAAACAGAAAUCACCUGUUCAUGAGAAAGGUGAUGAGUAUUAAGUAGUGGCAGACAGUGAAUCCAAAUAGUCCCAAUUCUUAGAAAUAAAGAAAUACAAUGUCAA